AGUUCGCGCUGUUAAAAAAAACAAAAAAAACAACCUUUCCUGACGUCACUUCGCUUCACUCGCUCAGAUCGGAGUCUUUUCCAUCUGCGGUAACAGAACAACACUCUUCAAUCGGACUCGGUUAAUAACCAGCACCCGUUUUAUCAGCGAAUCCUCAAAAAAGCUUCAAAACUGGAAAAUAUGGACUCCAAGCUGGGGCUGGCCUCAUCAUCUCCUGUCCCACCUUCCUUUCAGAAGGGUUCUCCAACUUUCUCUUCUGCUCCACCUCAACCAACCUCAGUCAAGUACAGUCCAGCACAUAGUCCUGAAGGCAACAUCCCUUUUACGAUAUUUGGUCAAACUCAUCAGACCGUAGAUGAACUUUCAAAUAUGCAGAGCUGUCCUGCUUUUGAUCUUUUAACCUCAAGUUCAAAUUGCUCCGAGUUUGUUCACCGAGGAAAAACAGGCUUGUCGACGACACCUACACACACACAAUUCAAAGUGCUUCCAAAGCUGUGGCGGCCUACAGAGAUGGAGAAUUGCAGAGGAGGAGCCAUCUUUCACCCUCUUCUGGGUCUGCAUCCUUUCUCUGUACCAGUCUUUAAAACCCAUAAUCCUGCUGAUCCACAACUUUACACCUCAGAUGUGGGCAGAUGGAACGCUUCUUCCUCAAACAGGAACUUGAACACGAGUCCAUUACCACCUAAAGAAAAAGAGAAAACUAAAAUCAACUCAAGCUGGAGUCAAAAUAGCCUUUCUGAGCAUGUGCAACACCAGAAGACCAUCCUCACAACAAAGGAAAAGGAUGUCAUGAAAAGACCGCCAGAGACACCCUGGUGUGAUGUUCGCCUGUCAGGAUCCUUGUCAGAAAGCUCCAGUGAAGAAAUCAGCAGUGAUUCUGACAAUAUGGAGAAAGAUGAUGAGGAUCUAAGCAGCGACAGCGACGACUCUGACUCUGAAAAAGAGAUCCAAGUUGGAAAGAAAGCUGUAACUCAGAUGGAUUCUGUGAAGAAGGCUUCCUUUGUACGACCCAAGUGCCAAAUUUGGAACCCAGAGCUGUUCCUGAACCCCCACUUUAACGAAGUGGUCAGCACUGCAGAUCAAGAUGCGCCUUUGGCUCUCAUAACGAAACCUCGUAUCCAGACCGACUCUCCAAGAAAAAGGCUGCUCUUGGCAGCAACCAGCCCUCCCUACCACACACCCAUCAACCUGAGCAGUGGCACCAAGAAGUUGCCCGACACAUCUGCUUCGCCAUCUAAAUCUGCCCCAUCAGGCCUUGUUCCAGCAUCAGUUGAGGCUGCUUCAGUUCUGCACGCAGGGUGGAGGCCAACAAAAACCAGUUCCUGCCUAAAACCUGUGGACUUAACCAGAAGCAGUGGGUUUGAUUUCCACAGCAGCAGAGGCUCGGAGGACUCUUCAGGAGACAUUGAGGAUGACGAAGAGAAUAGUCUGAAUUCUGGCAGUAGCCUUUCAGACUCUGGGAGCAAUCCAGAGAGUGACAGUGCUGAGGAUCAUGGGAAGGAGUUCUUUAAGGCAGAAUCACAUACAGAUGCAGACAGGAGUGCUGCCCUGCUUAAUCUGCACAUCUCAAAGCAUUUAGGUGUACCAGCCACCAGUUCACUCCACCACCAUGGCAACCUCACUCCUCCUCUAACAUUUGCAACAGCAGGUUUGAAGAAGAAAAGGAGAGUCACAGAUGAGAGAGCUCUGCAAUUACCUCUUAAGUUUGGAUGGGAGAGAGAGACCCGGAUGAGAACUGUUUUUGGCCGCCUGCAAGGGGAGGUGGCUUACUUUGCUCCGUGUGGAAAAAAGCUGCGUCAAUAUCCUGAUGUAGUGAAGUACUUGGUCCGGCAUAGAAUAACAGAAAUUUCCCGGGACAACUUCAGCUUUAGCACAAAAGUUAAAGUUGGUAACUUCUACAAAGGUAGAGAAGGACCAGAGGGUUUACAGUGGUUCCUGAUGAAUGAGGAGGACAUUUCUUCUUGUAUCAUAGCAAUAAAUGGACGGCGCAGCCAACAAACAAAAUCCAAACACCAGACCGCAAACCAUGUUUCUGCAGCCCAGCAUCAUCAUCCUGCAUAUUAUAGUGAACCUCCUCUUCAAGAUAUUAGUGAUUCAAAGUUAUUACGUAAACUGGAAGCUCAAGAAAUAGCUCGACAGGCAGCUCAGAUAAAAAUGAUGCGGAAACUACAAAAACAGGCCAUAGCACAAGCCACCAAGGAGGCAAAAAAGCAACAAGCAAUAAGGGCUGCCGAAGAGAGGCGGAAGAAAAGAGAGGAGAUGAAGAUUCAUAAACAACAAGAGAAGAUCAAGCGCAUUCAGCAUAUCCGUAUGGAGAAAGAACGCCGUGCACAGCAGGUUCUUGAGGCAAAGAGAAAGAAAAAAGAAGCUGCAGCCAAUGUGAAAAUGCUGGAAGCGGAGAAAAGAAACCAGGAGAAAGAGCUCCGUAAACUUCAGUCUUUCUUACAGAAGCACCAGGAGCAGGAGAGGUAUAGGCUAGAUAUGGAGAGGGAAAGGCGCAGGCAGCACAUGAUUCUCAUGAAAGCUGUGGAGGCCCGGAGGAAGGCAGAGGAGAAAGAACGUCUGAGAAAAGAAAAGAAAGCAGAGAAACAAUUAAACAAGAAGAAGAAACUGGAGCUCAAAAGACUGAAGCAGAAAAAAGCGAAGGAGCUAAUGAAGCCAAAAGAAGACAUGUGUUUACCAGAUCAUAAGCCGCUUCCAGAUUUACCUGGUAUACCUGGACUAAUUUUACCGGGAAAAACAUUCUCGGACUGCUUGAUGGUGUUGCAGUUUAUCCGUAACUUUGGAGCGGUUCUAAAACUCGGAUUAAACUCAAACCAGCUCACUAUAAGCGACCUGCAAGAUGGGCUGCUCAACAUUGGGAACAGUUUGCAGAAGGUGCAGGACCUGCUGGUGAGCAUGCUGUCUGCAGCUGUGUGUGAUCCCGGUAUACCAGCAGGCCAUAAGUGCAAAACCCUGUUGGGAGACCAUUUGACUAGUGUGAAGAUCAACCAAGACAAUGUGUCUGAGAUCCUGCAAAUCUACAUGGCAGCUCAUUCUGAACAGUCAGAGGUGGCUGCUCUGGCCCACAGCCUUGAAACCAAGGCGUUCCAGGCUCACAGUCCGUCAGAUAAGGCUGCUAUGCUGGCGUUCUUGGUUAACGAACUCUGCUGCAGUAAGGCUGUGAUCAGCCAGAUCGACAAAAAUAUAGAUUAUAUGACCAACCUGAGGAAGGAUAAGUGGGCAUUAGAGGGAAAGCUGCGCAAACUUAGGAACAUCCAUGCAAAGAAAACGGAUAAAAGACGCACUGAUGGUGGAGAAGAGAACCAUACCUUCAGCAGCGUCACUGUCCAGAACAAAUGUAAGAGGAGGAAAAGCAGGAGCAGCGAAGAAGAAGAGGAUGAAGACAGUGAAGACCAAGGAGAGGAUUAUGAUGGACAGGAGAAAGCAAUGAGGAGAAGGAAAAUGAAGAAAUCAGAGACGUAUGGAGAGGAGGAAGCCGCUAGACAUUCAAGAGACAUUACCGAACUAGACACCAAGAUCCAGAAAACAUGCAAGUUGCAAAAUGAAAUCAGUCAGAAGCUGUUUGAAGCAUCUCACUCACUGCGCUCGAUGGUUGUUGGUGAAGACCGAUACAGGAGGCGUUACUGGCUCCUCCCACAUUGCGGGGGCAUAUUUGUUGAAGGAGUAGAGAAUGAGUUGGAGGAGGUGGAGAAAGACGGGGGAAGACAGAAGGCUUCUGUCAGAGUAAAGGAGGAGCAGCAGGAAAAGAUCUCACAACAGAGGACAGAAAAUGUUAAAACCAAGGCAGAGCGCCAGCAGAACGACGACGACAGUCUUCUCCAAAAGUCUUUUUCUAAGCUCAGCAAACUGUUUGAAGCAGCCAAAAUAGGUCAAAACUCAAACGUUGAUGCUGAGGACACCCAUCCUAGUCAAGUUUCUAUCACAGAGCCUUGUCAUUCUUGUUGUACCCCAGAGACGGAUAAAACUUCAGCUCCAUCUGCGCUCAGUGCUGCCCAGCUCAACAAUAACUGCAUGACCUGCAGCCCUCAAUCCAUCCUGCCUGACAACCAGCUGUCUGCGGUAUUGACUGAAAAAAGCAGUGAGUGGUUUAGCCUCCUGCCCCGCACUCCUUGUGAUGGCUCUUCUGUGGUCUCGAACAUCAGUUGUCCAGCUUUCAUCUCCUCCUCGCAACUUGUCAGGACCGAAUCCUCCUCAUCUCUCCUCACCAAUACCCCGAGGAAAAACACCAAAGCUGGGAUUAAUAGACUACAUGCAGCUGACUCUCAGGAAGCAGAGGGUAAUCGAGACGAGGACCUCUGUCUGGCAGAUUGCAACGCUGUCGACACGAGUGAGACCACAGAGCCUCUGAAUAACAAGCCUGCUUGUGCGUCAUUUUCUCCUCUGGAGGUAGCCAAGGCUCAGGACCACAUUUGUCCUCAGCCAGUUCCUGAAGAGAUGCUGCGAGGCUGGUGGAGAAUUUCAGAUGUGGAGAACUUGCAGAGUCUGGUCAAUUCUCUCCAUAACCGGGGUAUCAGAGAGAGGGUGCUGCAGAAACAGAUCCAAAAAAAUAUGGAGCAUAUGAGCCAGAUCUAUGCCAACCGAGCAAAUGCAGAAUUUGAUACAAAAGACCCAGAAAAGCAGAAGAGAAGCAAGGAGAUUUUUGAAGGCUGGUGUGUUGAACAGCGAGCCGCAGAGGUGGACAGCAAUCUGCUGCUGCAGGUAGAAGCUCUGGAGAAAAAUGUCCUAUCUGCCAACUUACACAUUCAGGGUUGGAUGCCAAGGGAACCCAAGUACAACAAUGACGAUCUGGUCUGUUUUGAACACAAGCCCUUCUCUUCUGUUUCUUUGGACAACAAAAAAUGGGGAGAAACUCGGCAGGAGAGACUUUCAGGCUUGUUGAUGCGACGCUCCAACAACCUUCUUGACGUAGCUGUCAUCAAGCUUGCAGAGCUGGAGAGGAACACUGAGCGAAGCAACAAGCAGGAGGUUGCUCCUGGGAUGAGACAGUGGCAUAAAGCCCUCGGUAAAAUCCGCAGUUCAGCUCAGCUGUCUCUUUGCAUUCAGCAUCUGCGGAAAUCUGUUGUUUGGAAACAAGACGUCUUGAAAGUGCAGUGCCAGCUCUGUCAAAAAGGAGACAACGAUGAACUUCUUUUACUGUGCGAUGGCUGUGACAAAGGCUGCCACACUUACUGCCAUAAUCCAAAGAUAACCAUGGUGCCUGCCGGAGCAUGGUUUUGUUCUUCUUGUGAAAGCGGUCAAAUCCCUCCCAGCGGGGAGCAACAAAGCCAAACAGCUGGAGGAAAGCAUAAAAGCAGUGAGGUAAAACAAAACUGUAAGCCAUCUGUGAAGGGAGAGCGUGUCAGUGAGGAGGUUGCCAGCAGCAACAACAUGCCAAGAAGAGGUUCCAAGGAGUUCAAAAAGAGGAAAGGAGAAGACAGCUCUGAGCCCAGGUUUGACAGCCUUGUCUCCUGUACAAAAAGGACAAAAACUCCCAAAAGUGAGCUGGCUGUGUGUCGAGUGCUGCUGGCUGAGCUGGAAGCCCAUCAGGACGCUUGGCCCUUUCUGAGACCGGUUAAGCUCAAAUCUGUCCCUGGAUACAAAAAAAUCAUCAAGAAACCAAUGGACUUCUUUACUAUUAAAGAAAAACUCAUCAACAACAUGUAUUUAAAUCAGGAGAACUUCGUUAUUGAUGUGAACCUGGUUUUUGAUAACUGUCAAAAAUUUAACGAAGACGACUCUGAAAUUGGACGAGCCGGCCACAGGAUGAAGAGAUUUUUUGACAAACGAUGGACUGAGUUACUGCAUUGAAAAAAGAAAACCCCCAAAAAACACCACAGUUGACACAGCAAUAACCGUAUUAUUCUUUGUAAUUAAAGCUCUGACUAACUUUUGAAAAGAUCGCACACCUUUUGUUAACACUGAUGUGCAGAGUCAAUAAAGGUAACAGAAAAGACUUGUGGAAUGUCUGGUUGUGUUGAAUACUGCUUUAUUUAAUAAAAUACACUUCAUCCUGAA
Molecule: messenger RNA, 5997 nt
Organism: Poecilia reticulata (guppy)
Lineage: Eukaryota; Metazoa; Chordata; Actinopteri; Cyprinodontiformes; Poeciliidae
Gene: baz2bb
Product: bromodomain adjacent to zinc finger domain, 2Bb
Cellular component (GO): chromatin
Molecular function (GO): DNA binding; protein binding
Source: RefSeq, a predicted model, not a curated record